AUGAAAACAGGAAUCAUGAAGCCACGAGAAACCAAACAGAGAAUGACUCAAUUAUUUACUUUAUCGCUUCCAGUGAGAAUAUCGACAUCAUCGCCUACAGUUGAUAUAGGCAGUACGGCCAACAUGACUUGCGAACUCGACCAUAUCCGUGGCUGGAGUACCAUAGAGAUCCUUAAAAAUUGUAGUAACACGGAGUUCAUCAUUGCCUCUUUACAAAAUAACCAGAGUGAAUCGAAUUUCACAAUAGAAAAACAUAUCAGUCUGUCAGAAAAAGAUUUUGCUUUGUCGUGGGCAAAACUAGUCUUACAUUUCAAGAACGUUACGUGCAGCGAUGCCUGUGGUCAAGGUGGUGAAAUUGAAUACAUGUGUGCAGUGAAAAUUGGAGACAGUUGGGUGACAGGAUCUGUGAAACUAGAAUUUCAAUUUACCGAUGACAAAGAUGGCGUUUUAUACCAUUGUGAAACAAGCUAUGAGAACGUAUCUAAAAGAUCUAAUGUGGAAACUAUUAAUGUGACAGAUCCAAUAUUAUAUUUCUCUGAUGAAAGCAAGACGGCAAUUGUCGGAAGCAGCAAGGUUAUACAGUGUAUCCUUACCUCAACGAUGAACAUGACAUAUAUUGUUAUCAGUAAAUAUAACAGUGAAAUCUGUAAUGUCAGUAGCACUGGCGUUGGGUCUUGUUCACGUAUUGGGUUUUCAGCAUAUGGAAUGUUUUCUCACGAUGAUACUAUAUUUAACACGACAGUGAAAUUCGAGAACGUAUCUUGUGACCACUACGGCACUUAUACAUGCAGAGCUGUUGGCACUGCAAUUUUCAAAACUUCAAUGGAAUUCCUAGUAAAAUCAAUACAAACUGUGCCGGAACUACGCCUGUCAACAACGCUUGUGGAAGACCAGAAAGCGGAAUGGGAAGAUCAGCUUAAAUGUACUGCCAAGUUAGGCUAUCCCGAAAAAAGAAGACGACUGGAGGUUCAAAUAAGGUUAAAGAGCUCCGACGUUUUUAAAGCAUACGACACAUUGAUAAAAGAAGGCGGGGACUGCAGGCAAAAUGCCUCGAUCUAUCUAAGACAAGCAGUGUUUAGAAAAGAACACAACGGCUCGACAAUUAGAUGUGUUAUUCUUGAUAACGAGGAUGAAGUGAUCGCAAACAGCACUGAAAAAGAAUUAAAGUUAUUGAAAAAUAUUUGUCAAGCUGAAGGUAAUAUAUUGUAUGACCUUCAUCCGUACAGCUGUCGACGAUACGUCGAGUGUGGUGGAGGACGUUUAUACGACCGUGAAUGUGCUGAAGGAUCGUGUGCUUCACUUGAUGAUCCUGAUUUUAUAUGUGGUAAAUAUGAUUGUAAUGGGUGCCGCUAGUACUGUUACAGAUAUGAACGAAACCUACUUUAUGUCGUGAAGUGACAAUAAUUUCGUCUCAGUAAAAGUGCAAAAGUAUAACACAUUGUUUUUACAGUUAACAUAAAGUGAAAAUUGGUCUGUUUGUAUCUGAAUAAGAUAAGAUAAUAUCAAUAGCAUAUAUUUAUGUUCGCCCUUUUUAACAUUCGUUCCGUUGAAAUUUGCUUGAAAAUCCAAAGAAAAGGUUAAAAGUUAUGACAACGUCGCUCAGUGAUAACAGGACACUGUUCCGAUAACACUCUCUUGUGAUCAAGGAGAAGAUUCCUCAGAUGCGAUUACAGUUAAUUCAACUGUUCGAGUUUGAAUGAAGUGGAUAAGAUACAACCAGAUAUUUGCAAUUCUGAAAAUGUUAACAAACGGAAAUUAUAUAUAUAUAAGAAAUUCCGAUUAUGAUCUGCAAAUGAACAUGAAAGUAAUUCCUUCCGUCUUCCAUUUCGCAUGAACCUCAGAAAAAAAGUUAAUUAUCUUAAAUCAUCAAGUAUUAAAAACGCACUGGGAGCAUUUAAAUACAUCUCAAUAUCUUAUUGCUUAGUUAUGAUCUGGACGCCAUUUUAUUUUAGCUUUGUGAAAUAACCUGAGUCACGACAUACUUGUGUGUUUUUGUUAAGGUAUUUUCAGUUUGCUUCAAAAUAUUUUGCAGAUGUACUCAGAAUCAUUAAAUGCUUUUUAUAUAACAAAUUUUACAUGCUCUAUAUUGUUUGCAUGAAUUAUUCCAUUGUUGUUUUAUAAUUUUCUUAUGUACUUUUAUUUAUUUUGUUAUGUACUACUUCUCAAACUUUAUUGUGAUAGAUAUAUUCUGUGUUACUGUAGUUUUCAAAAUAGCAUGGAAAUAGCUAUGUAACGUAUGUAUUUCUUCUCUUGAUUUGAGAAUUGUACAGUGAUGCCCUUAACUCCAAUCUUGCCUC
Molecule: messenger RNA, 2297 nt
Organism: Mercenaria mercenaria
Lineage: Eukaryota; Metazoa; Mollusca; Bivalvia; Venerida; Veneridae
Exons: 6
Coding region: 1-1353 (450 amino acids)
Source: RefSeq, a predicted model, not a curated record